AUGCUGGCGACGCGUAACGUGCUGUGUUGCUUGGUGCUUCUCCUGUCCUACGGCAGCGUGGGCACGUUUGCGGAUGCAGCAUCAGUGAAAGCGAGGAGACAACAGGACGUGGUGGGAAGGGAUUUAACUGGGACAAAGGCUCAAACGAGUGUGAAUGUCCCGACGGAUUUGAAGGAAACGAGAAGCAGGGCUUUGCGAGCAACAGAGCAUGCCUUUAACAAUGCUACUGAGGCUUCCAAACAUUGCUCAAGGGCGAAGGUGGAUGCUAAUGAGGCCAAAAAUCACGCCACCGAGGCAAAAAAGCUCUUGGAAACGCUUGGUGGGGACUUUGUGUCCAAGAGUACGGCUCUGCAGGAUGCAAAGAGGGCGCAUAACGAGUCUGUCGCUGCGCUGAAGAAUUGUGUUGAUGCGGAAAAGGCCGCUGCCGACGCUGACACGGCGGUUGUGUUGGCCCUUUAUUGGGUGCUGAAUCAUUCCAAGGUGCAGCGUCCAACCGGACUUACGCUGAAUGAGGCUAUGGAGAGCGUCCAUCAAAAUACGUUGCAGGCCGUAAAUGAGGCGAAGAAGGCCGAGUUGGAGGCUGAUAAGGCAGCGGAGGCGGCACACAAGGCAGCGGAGGCGGCAAAAAAGGCGGCAACAGCACUGGUUACGGCGAAGGAAGUUGUCACGAUGGCCGGGGAAUUGAAGAAGCAGUUGGCCAAGGAAGAGCUGGAGAGAAGACAAAAACACGAGGCAGCCGUGGCAGCCGAGAAGCGGAGGAUCCAAGAGGAGGCCUCAAAGGCUGUCAAGCGUGCUGAGGCAGCUGAGGAACUUGUCGCUGAGCUGUCAUCCGCACAUAAGCGUGGCGCAAAGGACUCUACGAGAAGCACUCGAGUGGGGGCGGAUGGUGCCCAAAAUCCCCGAAACAUUGGGCUUGGCGGUAACAGUUACGUGUCAGCACUUGCGUCAUCACUACUGUUGCUGCUGGCGAUGACAUCUACCUUCAUCUCUAUUACGGUGCUGUGCUAG
Molecule: messenger RNA, 1008 nt
Organism: Trypanosoma rangeli
Lineage: Eukaryota; Euglenozoa; Kinetoplastea; Trypanosomatida; Trypanosomatidae
Product: putative mucin-associated surface protein (MASP)
Exons: 1
Coding region: 1-1008 (335 amino acids)
Source: RefSeq, a predicted model, not a curated record